AUGUUCACCUCUUCCAGAAAGUAUGGGCAAGUUCCUCCUUUCCGGAGCUGUUUCUGUAGUGGGCUGAAUGGUGGCACCCAAAAGUCCUUUAGAGUCACCCUCUUUCCCCACUUACUCUGGGAAAAGCUACUGCUGAUAGAUUUGCUCUGUGACUCUCCUCCUCCACCCCUAGCUUGCUAUGGCAUCGUCCAGGUGCCAACGGGACCCUGGUUCUGCCGGAAAUGCGAAUCUCAGGAGCGAGCAGCCAGGGUGAGGUGUGAGCUGUGCCCACACAAAGAUGGGGCAUUGAAGAGGACUGACAAUGGAGGUUGGGCCCAUGUGGUGUGUGCCCUCUACAUCCCAGAGGUGCAGUUUGCCAAUGUGCUCACCAUGGAGCCCAUCGUGCUGCAGUAUGUGCCUCAUGAUCGCUUCAACAAGACAUGUUACAUCUGUGAGGAGCAGGGCCGGGAGAGCAAGGCAGCCUCAGGAGCCUGCAUGACUUGUAACCGGCACGGAUGUCGACAAGCUUUCCAUGUCACCUGUGCCCAAAUGGCAGGCCUGCUGUGUGAGGAAGAAGUGCUGGAGGUUGACAAUGUCAAGUACUGCGGCUACUGCAAAUACCACUUCAGCAAGAUGAAGACUUCCCGGCACACAAGUGGGGGAGGUGGAGGAGCAGCAGCAGCAGGAGGCAGCAGCGGCACAGGGGGAGGUGGCAGUGGCUUCAUCACUGGCCGGAGCAGGUCAGCCUCACCAUCCACCCAGCAGGAGAAACACCCUUCCCACCAUGAGAGGGGACAGAAGAAGAGUCGAAAGGACAAGGAACGCCUUAAACAGAAGCACAAGAAGCGGCCUGAGUCACCUCCCAGCAUCCUCACCCCACCCGUGGUACCUACAGCUGACAAGGUCUCUUCCUCAGCUUCCUCCUCCUCCCACCAUGAGGCCAGCACUCAGGAGACCUCUGAGAGCAACAGGGACUCAAAGGGGAAAAAGUCUUCCAGCCAUAGCCUGAGUCACAAGGGGAAGAAGCUGAGCAGUGGGAAAGUUUCGUCCCUGCAGAGCUCCCCUGACUUCUCUGCUUUCCCCAAGCUGGAACAGCCAGAGGAGGACAAGUACUCCAAGCCCACAGCCCCUACCCCUUCAGCUCCCCCCUCUCCCUCAGCCCCUGAGCCCCCCAAGGCUGACGUCUUUGAGCAGAAGGUGGUCUUCUCUGGCUUUGGACCCAUCAUGCGCUUCUCCACCACCACCUCCAGCUCAGGUCGGGCCCGGGCCCCAUCCCCUGGGGACUAUAAGUCUCCCCAUGUCUUGGGGUCUGGGACCUCAGCAGGCACCCACAAGCGGAUGCCCACACUGAGCGCUGCCCCUGCGCCUGCUGAAGAGACCCCUGAGACAGGCCUGAAGGAGAAGAAGCACAAAGCCAGCAAGAGGAGCCGACAUGGGCCAGGACGUCCAAAGGGCAGCAGGAAUGAGGAGGGCGUUGGGGCCCCAGCUGCUCCCUCCCUGCCUGGUGCCCAGCUGGCUGGCUUUACUGCCACUGCUGCCUCACCCUUCUCAGGAGGUUCCCUGGUCAGCUCUGGCCUGGGUGGUCUGGCCUCCCGCACCUUUGGGCCUUCUGGGAGCCUGCCCAGCCUGAGCCUGGAGUCCCCCCUGCUAGGGGCAGGCAUCUACACCAGUAAUAAGGACCCUAUCUCCCAUGGUGGUGGAAUGCUGCGGGCUGUCUGCAGCACCCCCCUCUCUUCCAGCCUGCUGGGGCCCCCUGGGACCUCUGCCUUGCCCCGUCUCAGCCGCUCCCCAUUCACCAGCACCCUCCCCUCCUCUUCUGCUUCUAUCUCCACCACUCAGGUGUUUUCUCUGGCUGGCUCUACCUUUAGCCUCCCUUCUACUCACAUCUUUGGAACCCCCAUGGGUGUCGUUAACCCCCUCCUUACCCAAGCCGAGAGCAGCCACACAGAGCCAGACCUGGAGGACUGCAGCUUCCGGUGUCGGGGGACCUCCCCCCAGGAGAGUCUGUCUUCCAUGUCCCCCAUCAGCAGCCUCCCUGCACUCUUCGACCAGACAGCGUCCGCACCCUGUGGGAGCGGCCAACUAGACCCAGCAGCCCCCGGAACGACUAACAUGGAGCAGCUGCUGGAAAAGCAGGGCGACGGCGAGGCCGGCGUCAACAUCGUGGAGAUGCUGAAGGCGCUGCACGCGCUGCAGAAGGAAAACCAGCGGCUUCAGGAGCAGAUCCUGAGCCUGACGGCCAAGAAGGAGCGGCUGCAGAUUCUCAACGUGCAACUCUCUGUGCCCUUCCCCGCCCUGCCUGCCGUCCUGCCUGCCGCCAAUGGCCCUGUUCCUGGGCCCUUUGGCUUGCCUCCCCAAGUCGGCAGCAGCGAUUCCUUGAGCACCAGCAAGAGCCCCACGGGGAAGAACAGUCUCGGCCUGGACAACUCGCUGUCCACGUCUUCGGAGGACCCACACUCAGGCUGCCCAAGCCGCAGCAGCUCGUCGCUGUCCUUCCACAGCACGCCCCCACCGCUGCCCCUGCUCCAGCAGAGCCCUGCUACUCUGCCCCUGGCCCUGCCUGGGGCCCCUGCUCCGCUCCCAACCCAGCCACAGAAUGGGCUGGGCCGGGCACCAGGGGCAGUGGGGCUGGGGGCUAUGCCCAUGGCUGAGGGGCUGUUGGGGGGGCUGGCGGGCAGCGGGGCCCUGCCCCUCAAUGGGCUCCUUGGGGGGUUGAAUGGGGCUGCUGCCCCCAACCCUGCAGGCUUGAGCCAGGCUGGUGGGGCCCCCACGCUGCAGCUGCCAGGUUGUCUCAACAGCCUAACCGAGCAGCAGAGACACCUCCUGCAGCAACAAGAGCAGCAGCUCCAACAGCUCCAGCAGCUCCUAGCCUCCCCACAGCUGACCCCGGAACACCAGACCGUUGUCUACCAGAUGAUCCAGCAGAUCCAGCAGAAGCGGGAGCUGCAGCGGCUGCAGAUGGCCGGGGGCUCCCAGCUGCCCAUGGCCAGCCUGCUGGCAGGAAGCUCUACCCCACUGCUGUCAGCGGGCACUCCUGGCCUACUGCCCGCAGCAUCUGCCCCACCCCUGCUGCCCGCUGGAGCCCUGGUGGCUCCCUCCCUCGGCAACAACACAAGUCUCAUGGCUGCAGCAGCUGCAGCCGCAGCAGUAGCAGCAGCAGGCGGCCCUCCAGUCCUGACUGCUCAGACCAACCCUUUCCUCAGCCUGUCUGGGGCAGACGGCAGUGGCAGUGGCCCCAAAGGAGGGACCGCUGACAAAGGAGCCUCAGCCAACCAGGAAAAAGGCUAAAUCCACCCACACCUCUUCUGAUCCCCAAAGUGGAGGGGGCAAUCCUGGUUUGAGGGGGUUCUAGCCUGGACCAGGUACCUGCGCCCAGACCCUGGAGAGUCCCAGCCCAGAGCACAUGCUGAGACCUGGCGAGUGUGGGGCGCACGUGGUGCUGAGGACUGAGACCAAGAGGGGAGCUCCUUCUAUCUGGCCUCUUUCCCCUCUGCACAGACCCAUUGUGAGGGGUUCAGAGGGAGGACAGGCUCCAAGCCAACCUAGGAGCCCCUACUCUCAGCAGAUAUGUUGCGGUUCCUCAAAGAGCAAAGUGGGCCAUGGCAUAAGUGGGGGUAGGUUGGACCCUCCACAUAAAAUGGAUCAGCACUUGCAUGGGGAGAAGUGGGGGACAGGCCCUGGGCCUGUCCCUGCGCAGAAAUCUGUUAUGGAAGAAGGGGUGGCCCUACUGUACCUGCAAUUUCUUCCCAACUUGGGCAGAUGGCAGGAGGGAUCCCUUAGAUUGUUUCUCACCAGUCCCUUUCCCCUGCCCCCCAACAAGGGUCACAAGCUGAGCUUGUAAAAGCCCACAGACUAGGAGGCUGAGGAAGGGGCAGGUUGGCCUCAAACUCAGCUCAAGCCUCCCCAUCUCUGGGGGGAGCCCAAUGAUGGGUUGGGCAAGGGGUGGGGUGGGGGGGAGGCCCAGCCCCCUGGGUACCCUGCCCCGUUUUGCACUAUUGGAUUUAGGAGUGCCGAGGGUGGGGAGAUGGAGCUAGCUGCCUGACUCAGAGUGUGUGUGUGUGUGUGUGUGUGUGUGUGUGUGUGUGUGUGUGUGUCCCUCUACCUGGGGCAGCCGAGGGCAGGGAUAGGAGCAGUGCUCAGAAGGAGAGCUCCCAGCUCUUGUUUGCACCCUCCCCACCUCACCAACUUUGGUCCCUUUCUGGGGCAUGAAUGGUUAACAAAAACCAGAACAGUACUCCAAUAUUGGAGAGUAACUGGGGGCUGAGGGCUUUGAAUCAGGGUAAUAUCCUGCCUUCCCUUCCCCAGAUCCCACAUGGUCUCAGUGCCCCUCCCUGCCCCAGCUCCCCUGCCCCCACUGAUAGUUGGUCCUGAUUCCCUGGCACAAGGGGAGCCCCAGGGAUUAGGGGACAGGGCAAGGGAGGGUAAAGUGCCACUUCCUUUAGUGAAGAUCUCCCAGAAUUAGCCAGCCCACUUCCUGCACCCUACCCCCACCCUCACCAACCAGGGGAGACUUAAGCUUAAGCUGACCUAACAACUGUCCCUUCACCCACCAGCUACUUCCCGCAGGGUAUAGUGGGCAGUGCUUAGAUUCUCACCUUCAAGGGUCCCCACCUGCCCAGAGCUUUGGCGGCAAAGGCCUAGGGGCCAGUGGGACAGCCAGGAGAGGGGCAAGGUUGAAGCCUGUGUCUGUGUCUGUGUUUCAGUUGCACUGGGGUUGGAGCCAGGAGAAGGCAUUUCCAGCUUUCCCUGAUGCUCAUGUCUUGUCAGUCUCUUUGCAUGUGUGCAUUUUGUGUGUGUGUGUGUUUCUGUUUGGGUUUUUGUUGGUUUUUUUUUUUAAAUAAAGAAAAGAAGAUGUGUAUAUUUUUGGCAAUGACAGAAACGUAGUGCAGAUAUAUUUUUGCCUGUGCUGCUCAACUGGUUUUUUUCUGAUACUGAAAAUAAUAUUAAUAUUACUGUUGAUAAGACUUUGUAAUAUGUUAGGGAGCUGAUAAUGGAGGGGGGUGAGUGGGAAACCUUUUCAGAGGCAAUUUCUUAGGCACUUGCAAGGGCUUGGGGGGAGGGGGGUGGCAGUUGUGAUGACCUCAGAAAUACUCACUUUUUAUUAAUGCUAAAUAUCAGUUAGAAAGAAAUGAUAGAAUUCAGCAUUUUAUUAAUCUUCAUCUAUUAAGCUAUAUAACUCCCUGCCCCCAAAUCACUGAAAAGAAAAAUAACCUUCAGAGAUUCUUAGAAGAGUUGUUCAUUCAUACCCACUCCCUUGCCCAAGGCCAACCCACUUGGAGCUGAAGUCAGCUUCUGUUCUGGAUGGCGAGGGAAGUAAACUGGCCCAAGGCUGCUGUAGCAGGGAGUAGAGGUCCAAAUGAUUUAGUGCACUGGAACCAUGACCUCCUUCCUCCCUCCCUGCACCUGAGUCUGGGGUUCUCAUCUCCAAGAGUCUGUUUUCCAGCUUUCCCAGGCUGGGUGCAGCAGCAGGUAGUCAGGUUAGAUUUGAAGGUGGGACCUAGGCUGAGUAUGGAUUGGUGCUGUCCCUCAAUUUGGGUGGGGAGGGGCAGGAGAGAGGUAGUAUAUUUUCAUCUUUUAGGGAGCUUUAUAAUAAGAAAGGUCUAGAGAUCUUCAGGAAGGAGCAGGGUCGCAAUGUAGGGGGAUGGCUAUGCUGACCUAACCCUCUUCUCUCAGACUCCGUCCCUUUUUCCAGACAAUUUGGAUGGGGAGUGGGAAGGGAUGCAGAUUUGUAGAUCACUGUCUAGGGGAGGGAAAGGAUGUGGUUUGCAGGGCAGAAGUGGAGUUUGAAAAUGUAUGAGAGUGGAGUUUCAUGUGUCAUCACCCUCGACUUGGAGAUGUGAAUGAGGUGUGCGUGCAGAGCCACUGGCCUUGAGGUCACAACUGGUGCAUGUGUGUCAGAGCUGUAAGGGACCUGUCUUUAGGGGUCAUUUGAGCCAGCUCCUCACUUCAAAGGGGAUACCUCCUAGCCUCAGAGGGACAGGAGCGCGGGCAGAGCCAGGACCUGGCCUCCUGGUCCUCUGAUUCCCGCCCCCCCACUGCACCACCUCCACAUGGCUGUUUGGCUGUCCUUGUGUGUGUGAUGUAUGGUGUGAGUGCAGGGCUGUGCCCAGGAUGGGAGGGUAUCUAUGUAGCACUGACUGUCUUAGCUCAGAGCUGAUGGAUCCUCUCCAUGGACAAUAUGACACUUUAAAGGUUGCUUUUUAAAAGAUUUUCCUGUGUGUGAGUUUUCCCCCUCAGGCCCUUGGGUCUACUGCUGCCUCCAGGUGCCCUUACCUUGAGGCUGAGGAGAGCACUCCUGCCAUUCCUGUUCUGUGUUCUAAGGAAGUACUCCUAGAAAAAAACCCAGACAAGUGAGGGGUCAGAGCCAGAGGCAGCUCUGAUUAAGGGUGAUCUUCACACUUCCCUUUCCCAAACUAGAAAUGCAGACAAGUUUUCAAAGGCAUAGGCCCUCCCUGCCAGCUUCCAGCAUCUUCCUUGGUGUGGUAGGCCAGAGUUAGGGGUAGGCAGCUUAGUCCCAAUUCUUCUUUAUCCCAACUUAUUUUCCUAGGGACAAGUGUCUGGAGGGAUUAAAGACACAUCAGUCAGUUGAGAAUAUGGAGGAAGGUGGGGCCCGGUACCCUGGCUUUUUCCAGUUACAUCAAUCAGAUUAAAAGUGUCUUAGCUCCUGACCACUCUGACUUGAUCUACUGAGAAGCUGGGGACUAACGGGUGCCUUUAUUGCCCUUUAUUUGCUUCCUCCAGCCCAACUUGGGACUUAGGUGGCAGGACUGGAGACUCAAACCCAGACCCACCCCACCCCCAUUCCAUCCCAGCCCGUCUCAAUGUAGCAGACCCUUCCUAGGGGAGCGGGGAGGGGAAGCCAUGGUUUGCAAACCCAGGGCUCCUUUUUCAUUCUUUCUAAAACCUUUAUAUCCUCAGCCCAAAAGGCAAUGCCCCCCCUGCCACCUCCAAGCCUGGAAUUGUGCAUAACCCGGAUCUUGUAUCUUUGUAUAACGGAUGUUAUUUGUACGAAGGGCAGUUCGUAAACAGCACUUGUUCUUUUAAUAAAAGAAUGUUUUACAAAAAAAAAAAA
Messenger RNA from Miniopterus natalensis, 7051 nucleotides. NCBI's taxonomy places the organism in Eukaryota, Metazoa, Chordata, Mammalia, Chiroptera, Miniopteridae. The record is from RefSeq and is a predicted model, not a curated record.